AUGUGUCAUCUUUUCCCAUUUUCACUCCCCGCCUGCACAGCAGCUGUCCUUCCAAUCACCCAGCAGGUUGUAGUUUCAGUUGUGAUGGCAGCAGCAGUCUUACCCUCCACCAGAGGACUGGCUACAGUCAGAACCUCCAAAAGCCUCGUCCUCAUCUUCUCUCUGCUCUGUCUGCUUCAUGUCGCAAGUUCACAGUUGGGGAUAGGGCUAGAACAAAUUCACCAAGGCCUCAGGACAAUGACAGAAGAACUAAAUAAACAGAAGGCAGAGGACGAGCAUCGUACUGCAACUCUCUCAAAACUACUUGAUCUGGCAGGUUCACUCGACACCAAGGAACAGCUGAAAACCUUCAGAGAAAACCUUCAGAGAGCAGCACAAUAUUCAAGACUACAGAAGGAAUUAAACAUGAUAGGAAUGCUCACUGACUCAGACCAAAUAAAUCAACAAAUGAACGACCUCUUUCUCAAAAUGGAAAUGCUCACUCACUAUCCAUCACUACAAGAACUGAGCGACAUCCUGGUGCCUUUAGUUGAGAAAUUACAAAAUUGGUUAUCCAGGAAGGAGGAAAUCGCUCAUGCAGAAACAGUUACUGAACUGGAAGAAAUAUAACUCCAAGAGGCUUGUCAAGCUAAACUAGUUGUAGCUUCCACCCAUGUGUCUUUGGAUCUGUUGUGUUAUGCUGAUUUGCUUUUUAUGUAAUAACCUUGGAAUCAUGAUAUCCUCAUCAUUGUAGCAUGUUUCUGAAUGACACACUGUGAAAUGGCAGGAUAAGUUAAAGUUAGCUGGGAAAUGUUUAUUUGUUGGUGUAUUUGCAACUUUUUAAAAAUGUAUGUAAUUGAUGUAUUUUUAUUUUUGAAGACAGUUCAUGUAGAAAUAUACACUUUGGAAUGACUGUUUUCACAGUUACUAGUUAAAAAGCAUGCAUUUCAUUUAUUCCUUUCCAUGUUACUCCUACAACUUUGUAGCUGUUGAUUCUUGAGCUGUUUGUAGUUCUGCUGAAUUGUAAUUUUCUUCUCCACUUUCAGCAUGUUUUUGAAUGACACAAUGAGAAGCUGCAAAAUUAACAUAAGGUGUGAUGAAACACAAAACAUGUUCCAAUCAAUACAGGGUUUUUGAAAUAAACGCAUUAGUUUAAACAUU
Molecule: messenger RNA, 1140 nt
Organism: Mugil cephalus (flathead mullet)
Lineage: Eukaryota; Metazoa; Chordata; Actinopteri; Mugiliformes; Mugilidae
Exons: 7
Coding region: 1-609 (202 amino acids)
Source: RefSeq, a predicted model, not a curated record